Molecule: messenger RNA, 1655 nt
Organism: Papaver somniferum (opium poppy)
Lineage: Eukaryota; Viridiplantae; Streptophyta; Magnoliopsida; Ranunculales; Papaveraceae
Product: F-box protein At3g07870-like
Exons: 2
Coding region: 81-1430 (449 amino acids)
Molecular function (GO): protein binding
Source: RefSeq, a predicted model, not a curated record
CCCUCCUACCCUAAUCCUGAACACUUCACAGAGAAACAAUUUUUUCUGCUGAUAAACUUUGCUAAAGAAGGGGUGCGAGAAUGAGUUGCUUGAUGAAUUUCUUGCAAAAGAAAAGAGAUAGGAUUGCAGCAUCACCUGAUACAGGAACCAUGGAGUGUCUUCCGUCAGAAAUCGUAUUAGACAUACUUUCUCGACUACCAGUGAAGUCUGUUUUGGAUUGCAAAUUAGUUUGCAAAAAGUUGCUAAAUCUCCUAGUUCAUCAAUGGGAUCAAUUUGCUGAGAUGCACUAUCGACGCCAAUUACUACAACUUGCUGCUAGUUCUGGUGCUGCUUCUUCUUCAACAGGUCUUCUUUUCUCCUUUGAAAAGUCAGAAAAAGAUAAAACAGCAGAAUCACGAGGAGGUGCACGACUUUAUUAUGGUGACAAGUAUAAUAGUGAGAUGAAUAUUCAUGAGAAUUUCUAUUACAAGACACUUCAAAAAACCAGCGUCCGCUUUCCUCCUACGGCUGACUUGGAUGGCAUAGUUGGUUCAUGCAAUGGACUUAUUUGUCUUAACAGAUAUCACCAUGGAAUUCCUGAUCCUAUCCACAUAUGCAAUCCCAACACUGGGGAAUAUGUCAAUCUUCCUGAAUACACCCUGCAUGAAGAAGGAUAUGCCACUGCUUAUGGUUUUGGGUAUGUCCAUUCACCGACUAAUGAUCAAUACAAAGUUGUUAGGAUAUACUACCCGGAUGAUUAUGAUAAAGGAGAAGUUCAGGUAUACACAAUUGGCAGUGGCAGUGGGUGGAGAACCAUAUGUGAAACCUCCUACCUGUUGUUUAUGUCAAGCCCGCUGGGAAUCUUUGUAAAUGGAGCUCUUCACUGGAUUGAUGAUCAAAACAAGAAGAUUGUGGCUUUCAACUUGGCAGAUGAAGAAUUUCGAUUAAUCCGGCCACCACCUUGCUAUGAGGCUACGGAUUACUGUUUUAAUAUCCUGCAGGCAUUGAGAGGGAAUUUGUGCAUUUGUCAUCAAAGGAACGAAGAACAUCUUCUAGAUAUAUGGACUCUGAAGCAAAACGCAACAGAGGCGAGUUGGAGUAGGGACUUCAGUAUAGCAUACGACUCGGCUAAGGAAAUGAAUAGAGAUGAAUUUCCUGUUAUACCGUUAUUAAUCACAAAGAAGAAUGAAUUCAUCUUUGUGCACCAAGGUUCAAAGCUUUAUUGUUAUGACCCAAAAUCAACUACGGUGAUAAACCUUUGGGAUGAAGAGAAAUGGAAGUCAAUGGGGCUUAUGACAUUCCCCGAACUUUGGGAUGAUGACAAGUGGGAUUUAACGGGGCUUACUGCAUUCCCCCACAUGAACAGCUUUGUUUCAUUGAAGGCUCUAGGAGAGAGGUCUGAAAGUAAGAAGAAAUUGGGAGAGACAAGCCUUGAAGAGACUGCAGAUUAAUCAGUUUGAUGGAGCUAUUCUUGUACAAUCGACCAACUUGAGCUUCCAUUUUUUUUUUUUUAAUGUUUUAAUUGUUUGGCAUAAAUUGGUAGCGGGAGGCAAUCCCCUACGCCCUACUUAUUGCUUGCAGUAUAAGUAGAAAAGGGAUGGGUAUGCCGCUCUUCAUAGUGGAACCUCUUUCUGUUUUCCUAUUUUUCGUUCUAGUAGAGUAUUAUUUCGAUGUUU